AUGACUAACGUUUCAGCUGCCCUUCGUCUGUUUCGCCGCAUAGUACAGCUGAAAGACGAGGUGUACAAUUCGUACAUUAUUGGGGAACAGCAUUUUGGGCCGAUCAUUCAGCGCUUCCGCGAAAAUGGCAAUAAAUACAACCUGUUGAAUAGCGCUUUUCUGGAACUUUUCGAGUUCAUCCGAGUUGAUGACAUCAAAUCGUUGUGCGCACACAUCGUUGAGAAGUACAUUGACGAGUUCAAAGACGUCGAUUACGUAAAGACCUUCCAGUCGCUGGCACUCAGGUACGAGCAGCAGAAGGACCGCUUGAGCAGCGCUAAUUCGUCAUCCGGUCAUAUGAUGUCUGGUCAGGAGAAAGAUCAGCGCGAAGCCGAUGAACUCGAAGAACAGUGGUUCAACAACGAUGAUGAGGAAAGCUGGGACAGCGACCUACCAUCCGGUUCCGUCAGUGUCACGAACGUUCCCUUUGAUGACUCACUGCCGUUUGCACCCAAUUCCGAUUCGGUCGUCGUGGGCAAGGGCGUCAGUGGGAUCGAUAGCAAUAGAGAAUUAUUUUCUGCCAGCGGCAGUGGCGACAACGGUGCUAUUUCAAAUCGGCCUCUGUCUCCUUCAGCGAAUAAAUCGCCCACGACCGCCAGCGAUUGGGAACCAGAAUUUCCUUCGCUACUCAGAAAGCAUGAAGGUGCAGGCGUGAUCCUAAGCGUUUUUCUGACUGAGGCUUUAGUGGAUUACGAUUUUGACGACUCUGAUGAGGAAGACGAGAUCGGUCUGAACGAAUCAACGGAAAAGGUUUCACUCGACAGUCAGGAGCAGCCGCAACCCCUGCCGCCUGAAGUAUCUUUGGAAAGUCCUCGAAAGCGACUUUGCUUGGAGGGAAACACUUCAUAG
Molecule: messenger RNA, 888 nt
Organism: Soboliphyme baturini
Lineage: Eukaryota; Metazoa; Nematoda; Enoplea; Dioctophymatida; Soboliphymatidae
Source: the annotation of a GenBank genome assembly